UUUAUUUCUUCUUUCUCCGGCCAUAUCUUCAAGAAGAAGAAGAAAAAAAAAAAAGAAUUUUGUUUUUCUUCUUUUGGUGAAUGCUUGAGGUGUAAAGGAAAGAAUAUCGGUAUCCGGGUGAGUUCAGAAGGGCAACGGCAGUUACUUCUGUUGCAAAAAAGGCGUCCAAUUACAUUCUCCUUCCAGAAGGGCCAUGGCAGAAGGUUGGAGGAACAUAUAUAAGAGUUGGUGGCAUGGCAAUUGGCAAAGGGUUCUGGCCGGGAUCAUCCAUCCUAACAUGCAUGACGAUACUGCUUGGUUUGUUACUACUGAUGCCUCAGUUACAAGCGAUGUUUGGAGACGAAUGGUAUUGGUUUCUGUUAACCCAGCCAAGUUUUAACCAAAUUACUGUAGAUGGAUGGAGAUACCAGGCCAGGAAUGAUGUUGUUAUCACUUUGGCUAGUGGGCUCCCAGGGACUGAUAAGAUCUCUUGUUUGAAUAGCUCAGAGGCAAACCACCUAUGGAGGUGUCUCGAUAUGAUGCUGUAAUGCAGGGCGUAGCAAACUCUAUAGCUUGGAUGGAGAGGGA
Molecule: messenger RNA, 567 nt
Organism: Ipomoea nil (Japanese morning glory)
Lineage: Eukaryota; Viridiplantae; Streptophyta; Magnoliopsida; Solanales; Convolvulaceae
Product: arginine biosynthesis bifunctional protein ArgJ, chloroplastic-like
Exons: 5
Coding region: 234-527 (97 amino acids)
Source: RefSeq, a predicted model, not a curated record